UUUAAAUACGGCCACUUUCACUGUAACGCCACAACUUCAGCUUUCAAGAUGGCGCCGCCUGUAAUUGAGACAUGCCAUGUUGCUUGCUGUGCAAACAGGACACCAAAUGUUGUUUCUUGGAGUCGUGGAUGGACAAUUGCGUUUGGGACAUGCAACUCGGUGGCUCUGUACGACCCACAGGAGAGAAGAGUUGUCACGGUGCUGAAUGGACACACAGGCAGAGUAAAUGCAGUCCAGUGGGUUCACAGAGAGGACUGUGCUCCAGAGAGUCACCUUGUGUCAGGAGGCUCAGACAAUCGCCUCAUUGUGUGGGAGGCUCAAAAUGGGAAGUUCAUCCAGUCGGUGGAGUGUAAGGGCCAUACCGGUCCAAUUUGUGCUGUGGAUGCCAUCUACGUCAACUAUCCAAAGAUCCUGGUGGCCUCCUCAGCAUCAGACUCCACAAUCAGACUGUGGCUCUGCAGUGAUGCCAAAGACGCUGAGUGCCUUCAUACCCUAUCAUUCGGCAGCGGUUUCAUGAUGGAUGUCUCUCUGGCGCUGUUACCAGGCAGCAGAGUUCCCAUACUCUCCUGCGGGGGCGAUGAUUCACGGGUGCAUCUGUAUGUGCAGUCUGACAAACAGCUGAAGAAAGCCAUGACACUGCAAGGACAUGAGGACUGGGUCCGUGGAGUGGCAUGGGCAUCUAGAGGUGGGGAGCUGUUAUUAGCCAGCUGUUCACAGGACUGUCUCAUCAGAGUGUGGAGGCUGUGUGCCAAGUCUGGGACAGACGCCCGCACAGAGGACGAUCACACCAUCAUCAAAAUGAAAGAGGACGUUUUUGAAGUGAAGGAGAGAGAUGUGUCCUCGUCGUUUGCUGUGUCUCUUGAGACGGUCCUGGCAGGCCAUGAGAACUGGGUCUAUGGAGUCCACUGGCAGCCUGCUUUCUACAAAGGCAGCGAGCUGCAACAGCCUCUCAGUCUGCUCUCUGCUUCCAUGGACAAAACCAUGAUCCUCUGGGCUCCUGAGGAGGGAUCUGGAGUCUGGGUGGAGCAGGUGCGUGUAGGGGAGGUUGGUGGCAACACUCUGGGUUUCUAUGGCUGCCAGAUGAGUCCGGAUGGCUCCAUGAUCAUUGCUCAUGCUUUUCAUGGAGCAUUACAUCUCUGGUGCCAGGACCAAGACAAAGAGGGAGAGUGGAGGCCUGGGGUUGUGAUAUCGGGUCACUUCGAUGCAGUCCAGGACCUGAGCUGGGAUCCUGAGGGGGAUUUCAUCCUCAGUGUGGGCUCAGACCAGACCACCAGACUCUUUACUCCAUGGAGGAAACAAGAUGGCAAAAAGGCAACCUGGCAUGAAAUCUCACGGCCACAGAUCCAUGGAUAUGACAUGCAGUGUCUAGCGAUGGUCGGGAGGUUUCAGUUUGUGUCUGGCGCUGACGAGAAGGUCCUGCGGGUGUUUCAAGCACCUCGUAAUUUUGUGGAGAACUUUGCUAACAUUUCCGGGGUGUCGAGAGAAAAGCUGUUAACAUCCAGUGACUGUGCCAACCUUCCAGAAGGAGCCAGCACACCUGCUUUGGGUUUGUCCAACAAGGCUGUAUUUCAAGGUGACCUUGUCACAAAAACCAAAGAGGAUGGGGAGCAAUUCAACAGAGUCUCUGACCAAUACCAGGAGUCUUACUUCCACCCGCUCAGCUUGACUGAGCCCCCACCAGAGGAUCAUCUUCUCCAGAACACACUCUGGCCUGAGGUCCAGAAACUGUACGGACACGGCUUUGAGAUGUUCUGCCUCGCGUCUGACAGCGCCAGGACGGUUGUGGCGUCCGCGUGCAAGGCAUCUAAAGCUGAACACGCAUCAGUGCUGCUGUGGAGUACAUCAACGUGGCGCCAGGUUCAGACACUGCCGUGCCACACCCUUACCGUCACCCAGAUGGCCUUCUCCCCCGACGCACAACUGCUAUUGGCUGUUUCCCGUGAUCGCACCUGGUCUUUAUGGAGACGCAACCCAUCCACCCCUGAUAGCCCAGAGCCCCAGUUCUCGCUGCACGCACACACGGGGAAGGACACGGCCAUACACAGCCGAAUCAUCUGGUCAUGUGACUGGAGCUCUGAUAGCAAAUACUUUGUGACAUCCAGUCGGGACAAGAAGGUGAUAGUGUGGGGACCGUGCAGAUUAGAGGGCUCCGGAGACCCUGCGACCCUUCAUGAGAUUAAACCGUGUUCUUCCAUCUUGGAUGUGGGCGAUUCUGCCACUGCUGUAGCUUUCUGCCCCAUACUCUGCUCUGAUAACAGCUACCUGAUCGCAGUGGGUCUGGAAUGUGGAAAGAUUAUGCUGUACAGGUGGAGCCCUGGCCAGGAGACUGCAGGAGGACAUGACUGGGGCAGCUGUGCAGAAACAGACACCUCACAAAGCCACUCUUUGGCGGUCAAGAGGCUCGUCUGGAGGCCCAGAGCGGGCCGAGCAGGUCGAGAGAAGGAUGGACAGACUGACAGAGAGAAUGAACUCGAAGAGGAGAGCUCCUGGGUCCAGCUUGCCAGUGCCAGCGCCGACCACUCUGUCAAAAUCUUCAACAUCAACAAACUGGCUCUUUAGCACCACCAACACUGACACUAUUAUGUCUCUCACACGCAGAGAGACACUUGGACUGAGGGCCACAGGCCUUACUGGGCCACCAAGGCCACAGCUGCUUGCUGGCAAGCCAUUCACUCCCUGUGACAGCCAGUUAAGUCAUGGGUCAGUCGUAGGACAUACCCACAGCCCGCAUGCCCCACAGUCUGUCUGCACACAGUUGAACAGAUCUGAUGGGUGGAAGCAAGAUGGUGAAAACACCAUGACCUUAGGAUGCUAUUUUGCUGAGACAUUUCUGUGUUUUAGAUUCAGUGAAGAAGCGGCUGCUGGAUAUCUAUACAGAUCACAUACUUAGACAGGUUAUCCAAUUAAACAUUUAUACGGUGAACUCUAUUAUUUUCAGUAACAGUUUAAGAAACUGAUCAGGUCAUUAUGAUCAUCCUUUCUCUGCAGUUGUUAGGGAUGUCAUUAAUCACACAGCUUUUAUGGUGUUUUUGUUUGCCUUGUGACCAAUUAAUUAAAUGUUUUUUGUACCCACA
Molecule: messenger RNA, 3074 nt
Organism: Thunnus maccoyii (southern bluefin tuna)
Lineage: Eukaryota; Metazoa; Chordata; Actinopteri; Scombriformes; Scombridae
Gene: elp2
Product: elongator acetyltransferase complex subunit 2
Exons: 22
Coding region: 49-2559 (836 amino acids)
Biological process (GO): tRNA wobble uridine modification
Cellular component (GO): elongator holoenzyme complex
Molecular function (GO): protein binding
Source: RefSeq, a predicted model, not a curated record